Molecule: messenger RNA, 2029 nt
Organism: Vespula vulgaris
Lineage: Eukaryota; Metazoa; Arthropoda; Insecta; Hymenoptera; Vespidae
Exons: 2
Coding region: 172-1305 (377 amino acids)
Source: RefSeq, a predicted model, not a curated record
GCUUUUAUAGGUUAUGUAAAGGGAAAAAAUUUGGAUCAAAUGAAAGAUUGUAAUAAAAUUAUAUUGGCUUAAGGAUGUAAAUGAAAUGUUAGAAAUAAAUAAUUAAUAUGUAGUCAUUAUUUUCUACAUACUAUUUUAUAUUAACUGUGUAUAUUUUUCAUCUAAAACAAUAUGGAUAUAAGAAUUUUAAGGACAAUAUUGCAUAGUUGUGAAGAUGCAGAGAAGAGUAUUGAAAAGACCGAAGAAUACAAAGAUUUUCUAAAUACGGAUGCAUUUGUACCAAGAUCUGAUGUUGUAUUACGUGCCUUGUCUACAUCGUUUUCAAAUCUUCUGUGUUACAAAGUCUCCAAGGAAGCUUACCAACGUUAUUCUGUUCGUCUUCACGUUAUUGUAAGUUUUUCUUCUAUUAGUAAUUUUAUAUAUACAAAACAUAUAUACAAUAGACAUAUAUUUAUAUAUAUAUAUGUAUAUAAAUUGCAGGAUACAUUGCGUGAAUUAUGCCGCAUAACCGAGAGAUUUCAAUCCCUGCGUAUAUUUAGAGAUGGAGAAACUACGUUAAAAUUUGUAGAGAAUUUAAUGGACAAAUAUCUUCCAGAUGUUUUAAACGAAUGUGCGUCCAGUUACACGUUGACAUCUUUAACCGGAGCAUUGAUGUGUCUUGCAAAAUAUAAUACCCGUUUUAUAUAUUAUAUCGAAAAAAUAAUCACUAAACUUUCUUAUUUGGAUUAUACUAAUGAAAGUGAAAAGUUAUUAUGUUAUGCCAUACAUGAAAAUGCACAUCUUGGACUUAGUUUAUCCACAAUAGAAAGAAUAUAUUCUUCACAAAGGUAUAAACUAAUAGAAGAAGUGUUACUAGAUAAUUUUAUGUCGACUUGUCUUAAUAUAAAUACGGAAGCCGAUAAGGAUGGCAUAGAGAUCACACAUUCGAUAAAUGAAUUACUUGAAUUCGCAGUCAUAUCUCCGUCCAUUUUUCAAUUAAUAUGCAGCUUUUUAAAAGAAUUGUUUGUACAUUUAGAAUAUGCACCUAUGGUUUUAACAUUUAUACAAGCCACAUUGAAGCGUAUUAUCGCUUAUUGUGAAAAUAAGGAUAAAGAUAUAAUAGAUCUUUAUCCCAAAUACUUGCAUUCAUGCAUUAUUUUACUAAGAAUAGAACCACAUUAUCAUACAUUUAAUUCCAAAGCUUAUGUAUUAGAAAGAAUAACAGAAUUCUAUGAAGAAAAUAGCGAUGAUAUUUUGAUUUUACUCUCACACUUUCCUGGAUGGCUUGCAUUUGUUUCGGAUAAUCUAAUCAAUUUAAUUACAUGAACAAUUUUAACAGUUCUAAUAUAUAUAUAUGUAUGUAUGUAUAUAUCUACAUAUGUAUAUGUAUAUAUAUAUAUAUACAUAAAUUAUAUAUAUAUAUAUAGGCCAAAUAUAAUACAUUAUUUGAGAAUGGCAUCAUAUUUUUUUCUAUAGAUCUCAUUAAUUUGUUUUUUUUUUUCAAUCUAUAUUGGUGUCUUAGAAGUUACCGAUAGUACCCAAAAAUAUUUGUAUGUAAAACUAGAAAGAAUAAAAAAAAAAAAGAGAAAAAAUAAUAUAAAAAAUAUCAAAUUAAAUAAUAAAUCAUAAUACCAUAGAAUAAAAGAAAAUAUUGUGUUUUGUAAAUUUAAAUAUACAGACAUACAUACGUACUAUAUUCUUCCAUGUCGAAUUCAUUUGUUGUCGUCAAUCUUCUGAUUCGAAGGUGGACAUAAAAAGAUCACACGAUGAUUUCAUGUAAGAUGAAAAGAUGUUAAAAUAUAUGUAUAUGUAUAUAUAUGUAUAUUCGAAGAAUUUCUAUUCUCUUAAAAUUAAUUUAAAAAAAAAAGAGAGAAAGAAAAAUGAGAAAAGUCGUAGACGACAAAGAACAGCUCUUAAAAUUUUUAUUCUUCACUCGUUGAUAUUCAAUAUUUGUCACAACGUCCUAAAUUAUUUCUUUUAGCAUUCGUACAUUGAUCUUCAAUUAACAAAAUAAUACAUCUAAAGAAACCGAUUAGAAUCCAUGUAAAAA